GCUUCCGGAGAGCUGCCGUGACCCCAAACCGCGGGGGCACUGCUGGGCAGAAGCCCUGGAGGGCUGAGACGGCGGUGCUGCUGCAGAGGGCUGCCGGGCUCUCGUGGCCAUGCCCACCACAGUGUCUGAUGGCAGACGGGAACGUCGGCAGCCGCGGCCGCUCGGCUCUCACGGGGCCCUGCUCCGCCCAGGGGCGGGCUCCGCGCUCUCCCGCCUCCGACGGGCCGCCGUCCCCCGCGGUUCCCGCCGCCGCCGCCGCCAUGCAGGAGCAGAAAGAGAACCGCCCGCAGGCCGCCCGGGACGAGGCGGCGGCUGCCCCCGCAGCCCUCCCGCCGGGUAGACAGCAUUGUGGGAUCAGUGAUCAAGAAACUAAUGGCAAAACAUCAGCUGCCAGUGCAAAUGACUUCAGUGAUCCAAUUUACAAAGAAAUCGCUAUAACCAAUGGUUGUAUCAACAGAAUGACCAGAGAAGAGCUCAGAAGUAAACUUGCAGAGUUCAAGCUUGAAACCAGAGGAGUGAAAGAUGUACUGAAAAAGAGAUUGAAAAACUAUUAUAAGAAACAGAAGCUGAUGCAGAAGGACCACAUUAGUGGAGACAGCUGCUAUGACUACAUCUGUGUCGUUGACUUUGAAGCAACUUGUGAAGAAGGAAAUCCACCUGAAUUUGUACAUGAAAUAAUUGAAUUUCCUGUUGUCUUAGUAAACACACGUACCCUGGAAAUAGAGGAUACCUUUCAGCAAUACGUGAAGCCAGAGAUUAAUCCCAAGCUUUCAGACUUCUGCAUCAGUCUGACAGGAAUAACACAGGACAUUGUUGAUAAAGCUGAUAUUUUUCCUCAAGUUCUGCAGAAUGUCAUAGAGUGGAUGAGACAGCGAGAACUGGGAACAAAGUACAGCUAUUCCCUGUUGACUGAUGGAUCUUGGGAUAUGAGUAAAUUUUUGAACAUCCAGUGCCGUAUUAGCCGUAUCAAAUACCCUUCUUUUGCCAAAAAGUGGAUCAAUAUUCGCAAAUCAUAUGGGAACUUCUACAAGGUUCCUAGAAACCAGACCAAGCUGACAAUCAUGCUUGAAAAUCUGGGCAUGAAUUAUGAUGGGAGACCUCACAGUGGACUUGAUGACUCUAAAAACAUUGCAAGGAUAGCUAUAAGGAUGCUGCAGGAUGGCUGUGACCUGCGGGUGAAUGAGAGAAUUCACGGUGGACAGCUGAUGACAGUCUCCUCCUCGGUCCCCUUAGAGGGAGCCCCUGCUCCACAGAUGCCCCGCUACAGAAACUAGCAGUUCAGGGCUCUGCCCCAUUUGCUGCCCUCAGAUACCUGCUAAAGACUCCAGAGCUUACUGAAUGGCCACCUCUGCCAGUUUGUCUGCCGUGCAGAAUCCUAAAGCACCUUAACUAAUCAUCUCUGUUGAAAUAAAGAGGAGCAUGGAAGCUGUUUGUUCUUUGAAGCCUAUUACAGCAAUUUCUUUUUGUACUGAUGAUUUCCAUUGUUGUUUCCAGCUUUGCUAGCAGUGAGGUUGAUAUCUGGAAUCCAGACGAAGUGUUAAGCUUUUAAGAACAUGUAAUUUGAACACCUGCUAAGAGGGAUUGUGCCUGUGUGCUGCUGUUCCACCCCAGCCUGUGGGCAGUGUUUGCUCACUGUGAUGUACUCCAAUGAUAUCUAGCAUCUGCUUAUUCAUUGCACACAAAUAAGCCAUUUCUGGAAGAACUGAAAGAGCAGUGGUUGGGCUGGCCCUUCCUGAUAAGGCACUCUGCUAAGGGUUCCUACCAAUUUUUUUGUUUUUUACAAAGUCUAGGAGAAAUGGGUGUGCAUUCAUCAGUUCUAAAGCAGUAGAGGAGUACUCUGUUGUUUGGGGUUCUUCUUUAAGGUAUGCAUUUGUCUGCUUCCCCAUCAAAUGGAAGAGCUGGGUGUUGAAUAAAAAUUUCAUUAAUAUAGUAUGAUGGUAUUUUUCUAACCUGUGUUUCAAAAGAGAAGGUUCUUUAGAGUUUCACUUUAAGAAUCCCAUCUCCUAUUCCUGCAAAGCUGCCCUUCAUUUAAUAUUUUUAGAUACCAUCAGCCAUUUACUCUUAAAAAUGAGUGAAGUAAAAGUAAGUUCAAAACAUGCCAAGUUGUCAAAAUUUCAUGCUCUAUGAUUAUUACCUAAAACAAAACAAGAAGCUUCUCAUUCAUGGCUAAAGAUGUGUUCAGCUAUUUUUGGUAUCUUCUUGUGCUCCUGCCACCAUGAAGUUAUGCCUUUAUUACAAAAUCUAGCAUUGGAAGAUUCAUAUAAUUUUAUUAUUAAAGGCCACAGUUAAUUACUAUCAACUUCUGCUUACUCCCUAGGCCUCAGAUAAGAUGAUAUUCAAAGAGGCCAAAGUACUAAUUUGCCUUGUCUCCAUGGGGUGUUACAAAGUGCACCAUUAAUGUGAUCAGCUUUGCAUUAGAAUGGUUGUUCUGAAAAGUGGAAUAAUGUAUUUUGGUUGCUCUCAGUUUGAAAAAAAAAAAAAAAGAAAUUUGUAUCCCUGUAUUACAAUUCACCCUUUUUACCACCUGCUUUCAGGACACAAAAUAACCAAUUAAUAAACUUUGUUAAGAACACUGACUGACUAAUCAACUCCCAGCCCCUCUUUGCUCUUCUGACUGUUAAACUGCAUCAAUGGAACUGUGAAAACUUCCAUUUUAAAUUCCUGCAGGAGGGAGAAGUAUUAGUCAAUUCUUAGUUGCUUCAUAUGAUUUCUUUCUGGAGUCACAGAUUUGGACAGUCAUAACUACUUCAGAGUUAUGUUUUUUGGUGGGUUUUUUUUUCCCUGGAAGUUUGGGGGUUUUUUUGUAUUUUUUUUUCCUGAAAGCAGAUAGUUGCUCUUUUGUAGAGAACUUUGUUGAACUUCACAGUUGUUUUUCUUUUUGUAGCCCUACUUGAUGGAUUUUCACAAGGUAAAAUACAAAUCUCUGAUAUACUUUCUCCUCAAAUGCCAUUUAUCUGUCAGCCCAUAUUUUGUACAAAUUCUUAUAUAUAUAUACUUUUCACUGUAGGGACUGUAGUAACCUCUUUUUCUGAAGUACCAUGGCAAUUUACUUUUUUUUGUGUCUGAGUUACUGUUGUGCAAGUUUCUGUGACAAAAUAGAGUCUAGUUCAGCAGAUCUCCCCUGGGCAUGGUGGCAGCCAGAGACUUUAUCACUAGUCUUUAUUUACAGGUCUGGAACCAGGCUCACAGUCAAAUGAGAAACUUUUUUUUUUUUUACAGAUUAUACUACAGGUUGCAUAAGAGCUGUUGUAAUUGUACAUCAUUUAUUUUAAGUACAGAGAUGUUUAUUUUUGCUAAGUAACUUCAAAAAGAUAUUUUGAGAUAAGGGUUAAAUCAUAACUGUUCUGUUUACUGUUUGAGUAGGUUGGGAUGUUUUCUAUCAGUGAGCUGCAGAAAUCCGUAGAAUCAUUCCAGAUACUAUUUUAAUUGUUGGAUUAAUGUCAAACAGUAAGGUGUAAGUAUUUUCACAGAAUAUUUGAUUCUGUGAUUUUGAGAUGAAGUGAAUUUUAACAAUGUUUGCUGAUUUGUUUGAAAUGUAAACAGACUUAUUAAAAUAAUUUCAUAUUUUUAAA
Messenger RNA from Passer montanus (Eurasian tree sparrow), 3572 nucleotides. It is a transcript of the gene ERI1, whose product is annotated as exoribonuclease 1. The record is from RefSeq and is a predicted model, not a curated record. Gene Ontology annotation, cellular component: cytoplasm; nucleolus. The transcript is spliced from 7 exons. Gene Ontology annotation, biological process: exonucleolytic trimming to generate mature 3'-end of 5.8S rRNA from tricistronic rRNA transcript (SSU-rRNA, 5.8S rRNA, LSU-rRNA). NCBI's taxonomy places the organism in Eukaryota, Metazoa, Chordata, Aves, Passeriformes, Passeridae. Gene Ontology annotation, molecular function: 3'-5'-RNA exonuclease activity; nucleic acid binding. Bases 129 to 1274 code for a protein of 381 amino acids.